This is a messenger RNA of Pisolithus orientalis, 1060 nucleotides long. RefSeq lists its product as uncharacterized. Bases 71 to 1060 code for a protein of 329 amino acids. Lineage: Eukaryota; Fungi; Basidiomycota; Agaricomycetes; Boletales; Pisolithaceae. The record is from RefSeq and is a predicted model, not a curated record. The transcript has 7 exons.
UGUAGUUCUUGCUACAAUAAAGCGUAUGGUGUUCUAAGCCUCCCUCCCCGUCUUUCUCUCCCAAGCAAACAUGUCGUCCGCUGGACCAACAAUUCAACAAACUGAAGUUGUCGGUUUGGUUUUGCCUAUCGCUGCGGUGGUGGUGACUUCAUUCCGUUUGUUCCUACGGAUGCGACAACGCCGUCUCUGGCUGGACGAUGCAUGGGCAGCGCUUGCCAUGGUAUUCAAUAUCAUUUUUUUGGUAGUAAAUUGGUUGUAUCUGGCUGACUACGCUCGAUAUCCUCAAGAUACAAGAGUGGCGAUGUAUUAUAUCGUCGCACAGUUCUUCUAUGCAGUAGUUUGGUCGUCCAGAAUCUCAAUUUUGUUCACCGUCGUGCGACUGACUUUACCUGGCUCACUAAGGAGAUGGCUAGUACGCACCGCAAUCGCAUUCACGGUUACAUGGAUGAUCCUUCUCGCCCAAGUCUUCUGGACUUGUGAAUCAGAACCUGGCUGGAAAACGCAACCACGCCCUCAGUGCGAUCUAGGCCGGAACGUUGCCAUUGCGCAGAUAAUUACUGACGUGAUCGGUGACACGAUCUUAAUACUAGCACCAUUCCGUCUGAUCUACAAAGUCAGACUCACUAAGGCUCAAAAGAUCCGACUUAUGUCUAUUUUUUCGACGUCUGCUGCUACCACUGUCGUCAGCCUCACCCACGCAUAUUACGUAUAUUCUGAUGGUGGGCUGAAGGAAGUCAUAGCUGCUGUGGUUGAGUUAUCAGUUAGCUUAACUGUGGCGAACUUGAGCGUAGUUGUCGCUUUCUUCUUCCGCAUCAGCACUGAAGAAACCACAACCCCUGCACCGCUGGAGCUGAAGUCCAUGAUUACCUUCGGCUCACAGCCGAUUCGCAAAAGACCACAGCGCGAUCCUCUCUCAUCGUCAACAGUGGUAGUCGAGACUGAGACCCAGACAAUAAAAUUUGAUGAUUUCGGCACAUCCCCCAUGCGAGCGGCUGAAGGAGACAGCAGUGAUGUAUCCCUUCAAACAAUUGCUAAGCCAGGUCUGCACUAUGACGUGUAA